AUACUCGUUCCCAGACUCGAGCCAUGGCAGAAGAGAAUACAGCUAGGUUUGAAAGGGUCGAAAGGGUACAGGAAGAGAUACAAGAAAGAGUGAUAGAAAUACAACAAAGAAUUGAAGCACAAAUGGCUGAAUUAAGACAACUGUUGAUUGGAUCAAUGAAAGGAAAAGGAGUCGCUGGUGUAUCUAGGACAGGAGAUGAGGUUAAUGUGGAAGAGCCAUUAUACCCUCCGGGAUUCACUCCACCUCAAGUUCAGAUUCAAGUUCCUCGGGGUAUACACAUACCACCACCAAGUGCGCAGCCGUACCCCUAUGUCAAUCAUUCUGCAAAUCAGCAGCCGACCCACUUGAAUGCCAAUUCGGGACCCAUCCCAGUCGAUCCCAUCAUGGUACCAAAUCUUGACGACCCUGUUGAGCAAGAGAAGUCUCACGAAAUGUCAGAACCUGUUAUAAAUUCAAAAAUUCAAGAUAAAUAUGACCAGCUUGAAGAGAGGCUUAAAGCGGUUGAAGGUAAUGACACUUAUGGGGUUAUUGACGCCAACGAGCUUAGCCUAGUGCCUGACUUGGUUAUCCCACCAAAAUUUAAGACCCCAGAUUUUGAAAAAUACGAUGGGACAAAGUGUCCAUCUGCUCAUAUCACCAUGUUUUGUAGAAAGAUGACGGGUUAUACCCAUAAUGACAAACUAUUGAUACACUAUUUUCAGGAUAGUUUGACUGGUUCAGCAGCUAAAUGGUACGUGCAAUUAGAUCGAAAUAAGAUCAGUUCAUGGAAAAACUUGGCCAAAGUUUUUCUUGCUCAGUAUAAGCACGUCUUGGAUACAGCCCCUGAUAGACUGUCAUUACAAAAUAUGGAGAAAAAGUUGACGGAAACCUUCAAAGAAUACGCACAUCGAUGGAGAGAUGCAGCAGCCCAAGUACAACCACCAUUGACUGAAAAAGAGAUAACCGUGCUAUUCGUCAAUACACUGAAGGCCCCGUAUUAUGACAGAUUGGUGGGAAAUGCCACGAAAAACUUCUCUGACAUGGUAAUUUCAGGGGAGAUGAUAGAAAAUGCUAUCAAAAGUGGUAAAAUUGAAGGGUCUGAAAAGAAGAUAGCUACAUUAAGGAAGAAAGAGCAGGAGGCACAUGUUGUCACUCACACAAAUCCCCCACACCAUCCUUUUGUUUCAUAUAACCCACACCCCCAUUACUACUCUACCAUAAACCAAAUCUCUCAACAACCAUACCAUUACCGAGCCCCCCAACAAUCGUUACCCAGAUCAAGUUUUAGCCCUCAACCAUCCAAUUACACCCCAGCACCUCCAGCUCGACCAUUUACUCGACCAACCUACCCAAACAGCAAUCAAAGAAACUCACAGAAUAAUAACAAUCGAGAAAGACCUCAUUUUGACCCAAUUCCCAUGACGUACACAGAUUUGUAUCCUCGACUUGUUGAAAAACAUCUGCUUGCUCCUGUUAUUAUUGAACCUUUGAAACCUCCGUUUCCCAAAUGGUAUGACCCCAAUGCACAUUGUGAUUAUCAUUAUGGGAAUCCAGGUCAUUCCACUGAGCAUUGUAUUGCUUUGAAGCAUAAAGUGCAGGGGUUAAUCAAUGAAGGAGUAUUAAAUUUUGAUACCAGCCAACAAGGGACUCCAAAUGUCAAUGGAAACCCUCUAAUUGAUGGGCAAACAAGUUACGUGAAAAGAAGAAUAGAAGAGGUCAAAACUCAUAUGGCUAAAGUGUUUGAAACCUUGGUCAAAGCUGACAUGCUGAAGUCGAUAGAACCUCAAAAUUACUCUGAAACGGUUAACUCAACUGAAAGCUGCCAUUAUCACAGAGGUGCUCUGGGGCAUUCUAUUGAAAACUGUCACCAAUUCCGUCAAGAAGUGCAAAAAUUGAUGGAUGAAGGUCGAAUAGAGUUUUACCAAGAGAGAGAAGAGUUGGUGAAAGUGUCUACCAUUGAUUCAAAGUAUAAGUUUGGACGUAGACCAGUAACUAUCUAUUAUGAUGAAAAGCCAACAUCGAAGCUAGAAAAACCUGUCUCUCGACCAGUGGUGACAAUUAAAGUUUCUGGCCCUUUUCCAUAUCAGAAUGAUAAAGCAGUACCUUGGAAGUACGAUUAUGAUGUCGUAGUCAACCCAGAUACUGCCAACAUAACGGGUGUAGGAGGCAUAACUCGAAGUGGGAGGUGUUAUACCCCAGAAGCUCUAGAAAAAGCUAGAAAGGAAAAAGCCAAGGUAGGAGAAGAAAAUGAAAGUCAUAGUGAUCUUGACACAACCCUAGAAAAAGAAUGGCAGAAGUCAGUAUCUGAAAGUGAAGCAGGUGAAUUUUUAAAGUUAAUAAAACAUAGCGAGUAUAGCGUGGUAGAACAGCUUAACAAGAUGCCAGCUAGAAUUUCGCUAUUGUCAUUAUUGCUCAGUUCAGAGUCACACCGUAAUGCUUUGCUGAAAGUGUUAAAUCAAGCAUAUGUGUCUCACAAUGCUUCUGUUGAAUAUGUGGAACAGCUUGUUGGCAAUCUGACGAUUUCAAACUAUAUCUCUUUCAGUGAUGAAGAGAUUCCUCCUGAAGGUAGAGGAAGUACCAGGGCUCUUCACAUUACUGUGAAAUGUAAAAGUCAUAUAAUGGCUAAAGUUUUGAUUGAUAAUGGCUCAUCCAUCAAUGUUAUACCUGCGACUACUCUGGCAAAACUCCCUGUUGAUGGAUCUUAUAUGAAACCUAGUCAUAUGAUAGUGAGAGCCUUUGAUGGAACCAGAAGAGAAGUGUUGGGAGAUAUAGAAGUGCCAUUACAGAUUGGCCCAUGUACUUUCAACGUGAAAUUUCAAGUUAUGGACAUCUCUCCUUCAUAUAGUUGUUUAUUGGGUAGACCGUGGAUCCAUAUGGCAGGUGCUGUCCCAUCCUCAUUACAUCAAAAAGUUAAAUUUAUUGUUGAAGGGAAGCUAACAUGUGUGGCAGGAGAAGAAGAUUUAUUGGUAACUCAACCGAUAAAUACUCCUUAUGUGGAAUCAGCAGAUGAAGCUUUAGAAUGUUCUUAUAGAUCUUUCGAGAUUGCCAAUGCAACAUAUAUAGCUGAAGGAUCUAAAUUAUAUUCACCACACUUAUCUGCGACUACUAAAAUGGUAGUCAAACAGCUUACCAAGAUGGGAUGGCGACCUGAAGUCGGACUUGGGAAGAACCUGCAAGGAAUUACGAAGCCAUCGGCCAUAUAUGAAAAGAGAGACAGGUUUGGCUUGGGAUAUAAGCCAACAAGAGGGGACAGAGUAAGAAUGAUGAAUGAGAAAAGAGAUAAGAGGAUAGCUAAUCUUAAGGGAUAUGAGCUGGAGUCAGAGCCGAUAGUCAUUCCUUACCUUUAUGAUUCUUUUCACUCGGGAGGAUACAUUUAUUCAGAUUUACCGAGAGCCCCAAGUGCAGGAUUCAUGGAAAAAUUUUCAGAGCUGGCCAUUCAAAUGGUGGAUGAUGGAGAAAAGAAGAGUCGAAGUGAAGAGCUAUUCGUGUACCCUUGUCCUUCAGAUUUUGAGUUGGAUAAUUGGAAAGUUACAGAGCUACCUGUUGCCUUUAAAACUUUGGAAAAGUACUUAGAAGAUGCAUCCGUAUUUUUUCUGUCAUUUUUAUCUUCGUUUUACCUUUCAUCCUUUUCUUUCCUACAUUUUCUUGCCAUUCCAUUUUUGUGUGCCAAUAUUCUCUCCAUAUUACCCUUUUGCAGGGUCUCAAACAAUGAACAUGAGGAUAAUCAUGGCAUUAAUCUCGGAUUUGAUUUUGAAAAUUUAAUUCAUGUUGAUGAACUUGAUAGUGAGGAAGAUUCAGAUAACUAUACACUGCCUCUUGAUUUGUUAAAAUUAAUAGAACAUGAAGAUAAGCCAAUUGAACCCCACCAAGAAAUUACUGAAUCAGUAAAUUUGGGAGAUGGUGAGAAUAAAAGAGAGGUCAAAGUUGGUACAUCUCUUUUACCAGCUGAAAGACAGAAGCUAGAAGAGCUGCUACGAGAAUAUGUAGAUGUGUUCGCAUGGACUUACCAGGAUAUGCCAGGACUCAGCACUGAUAUUGUAGAGCACAAGUUACCUUUAAAACCAGGAUGUAAGCCGAUGCAGCAAAAGCUAAGGCGCAUGAAACCAGAGAUGCUGCUGAAAAUUAAAGAGGAAGUGAAGAAACAAUUCGAUGCUGGAUUUUUAGAAGUGGCAAAAUAUCCUGAAUGGGUAGCCAACAUAGUGCCAGUUCCUAAGAAAGAUGGAAAAGUGAGAAUGUGUGUUGAUUAUCGAGAUUUGAAUAGAGCAAGCCCUAAGGAUAACUUUCCUUUACCUCACAUCGAUACUCUAGUGGAUAAUACUGCUAGGCACUCCACAUUUUCCUUUAUGGAUGGUUUCUCAGGCUAUAAUCAGAUCAAGAUGGCUCGAGAUGAUAUGGAGAAAACUACAUUUGUGACCAUGUGGGGAACAUUCUGUUACAAAGUCAUGCCUUUUGGGUUGAAAAAUGCUGGUGCUACUUAUCAAAGAGCAAUGGUGACUCUUUUUCAUGACAUGAUGCAUAAAGAGAUAGAAGUGUAUGUAGAUGAUAUGAUUGCAAAAUCUCGUGAAGGAAAGGAUCAUAUAGUCAGUCUCAAAAAGCUGUUCGACAGGUUGAGAAGGUUUCAGUUGAAGUUGAAUCCUGCCAAAUGUACAUUUGGAGCCAAAUCAGGAAAAUUAUUGGGCUUUGUAGUCAGUGAAAAAGGAAUUGAAGUUGAUCCAGAUAAGAUACAAGCCAUUCAAAACUUAUCUCCUCCUCAUACCUCAAAAGAAGUGCGAGGUUUCUUAGGGAGAUUAAAUUAUAUUGCUCGCUUCAUCUCUCAACUCACUUAUAAGUGUGAUCCUAUUUUUAAGCUUCUCAGAAAACAUGAUCCUGGAGAAUGGAAUGAUGAAUGCCAAGAAGCUUUUGAUAAGAUCAAAGAAUACUUGUCAAAUCCACCUGUGUUGGUGCCACCAAUGCCAGGAAAACCUUUGAUUUUGUACUUGACAGUGCAUGAAAAUUCAAUGGGAUGUGUGCUGGGGCAAAGAGAUGAAACUGAUAAGAAAGAACGAGCAAUUUACUACUUGAGCAAGAAGUUCACUGAUUAUGAGUCAAAGUAUUCACCAUUAGAGAAGAUGUGUUGUGCAUUAACCUGGACAGCUCGAAGGCUUAGACAAUACAUGCUUUAUCACACUACUUGGCUCAUAGCAAAGUUGGAUCCUAUUAAGUAUAUCUUCGAAAAGCCCUCAUUGACAGGAAGAAUAGCAAGAUGGCAAGUUAUGCUUUCAGAAUAUGAUAUCAUUUACGUGACUCAAAAAGCUAUUAAAGGGAGUGCAAUAGCUGAAUUCCUUGCUGAUCGUGCAGUCGAAGAUUAUGAGCCAAUGAAAUUAGAUUUUCCUGAUGAGGAUGUGAUGGCCAUUGAAGAAAAUAAACCUGUUGAAAAAUCAUGGAGGAUGUAUUUUGAUGGAGCUGCUAAUGCUUUGGGUCAUGGUAUUGGGGCAAUUUUGAUAUCUCCUGAUGGACACUAUUACCCCAUCACAGCCAGAUUGAAUUUUAAUUGCACAAACAAUGUGGCUGAAUAUGAGGCCUGUGUUAUGGGUUUACAAGCAGCAAUUGAAAAGAAGAUCAAAGUGUUAAAUGUGUUUGGAGAUUCAGCUUUAGUCAUCUAUCAGUUACGAGGUGAAUGGGAAACAAGAGACUCUAAGUUGAUUCGAUACCAUAAAUACAUCUCUGAGUUGGUCAAGCAAUUUAAAGAAGUUCAGUUUGAGCAUCUACCUAGAGAGGAAAACCAAAUUGCUGAUGCACUGGCUACUCUAGCUGCA
This is a messenger RNA of Durio zibethinus, 5774 nucleotides long. The record is from RefSeq and is a predicted model, not a curated record. Lineage: Eukaryota; Viridiplantae; Streptophyta; Magnoliopsida; Malvales; Malvaceae.